ACUCGCUUGAAGCGGCGGGAUGAAAAAUGGCUAUCAUCGUCAGACUCGGUGAACUAUCGGUGCCUUUUCUAUUCAACUCUCCUUUUUAUUAACAAAGCGGCCGAGAAAACCAUGUUAGCUGUCAGCGGUGCGAGCUAAACCCGGAGCUAACGGGCGGUGGUUCGCUCCUUCCCGGCCGUUCGAGGGGCUCUGUGUCCGGGCUGAAGAAGCAGAUGGAUCGUCGGUGUAUUCGGGUAAAAGGCGGAAGACUGCAGAUCAACACAGCGAGCAGAGAUGCUACCAAGCUACAGCCGCUAACCAGCUAACUGCGGGGAAACAGCCGCUGAUUCAACCAGGUAAAAAAAACACGCACACACCGGGCUGACAGCGGGCUGUUCCCGGUGUCUGUGCCCCGUUACACGCAGCGUCAUGUCGGCGGACUGCUGAGUGGACGGACCGCUGACUUCAACGUCUGGAGGCUAAUAAAGCUAGCCUCGGUGAUGUGUUUGUUUGUAAUGAAGGGAGAGUUAGCUGGAGUCUCUCAGGGUCCGCAUCUAUCUCUAUCUCUGAUGUGUCGAAACACACUUUGAAAAAUAAUCUAUGAGAGAAUUUCUACAUUUAUAUUCUGUAAAGUGAAGAUUAAACACAAACAGCCAAAGAUAAACACCUGAAAAUGUGAUACAAGACACACAAGAACCAGCUCCACCUGACAGAGUAGAGAGGAGGGUUUAGAUGUAGUAUUUCUCUGUAUUAAAGUGUCAUAAACAGACAGCAGACACAUGACUGAGUGUCUUUGUUUAAAAAAGAGUAAAUUUAUAAUAAAAUCAUGUAGUUUUGGCUGAAAAAAAAAACAAACAAGAGAAACUAUCAGCAUUAGAUAUUUACUAAAAGCUAAUAUUGUCGCCUCUAUGAAACCUCAACAUCUGAGUUUUGUUAGCUGGUGGUUUAAAGGGAUAUUCCGGCAUAAAAUUAAUCUAGGGUCAAACACACCGUAACACCGAGUUAGACCCCCCCUCCAGAGAUGAAUGUUACCGACCGCUUGCUUCUCUAGUUAUACCAACUUUAGUAACGACCGCAGGAUAACAAUACAGAGAGCCACACGCUCAACCAAAACGCCACUCUAUAGCCACAAAUAAUGCUCAGAACAGCACCUAACUUCAUCAACAGGACAUAUAGGGUCACAGACAUAGGACUAGACACCAAACAUCUUUUUAACUUUGACUCAGGCCAGUCCAUUAUGGACUACAGCGGGGUGCCGCAGCUCAAGGAAGAACAUUUAUGAUCAUUUCUUCAUGGAAAUACAAUCAGACCGAGACGCUAAGACAGAAGAACUACUGCGUCUGCAGUGAAAAAGGAUAAAUAUGAUGAUUAUUACUUCAAGGAAAUGAUAAAGAAAUGAUCAUAAAUGUUCUUCCUUGAGCUGCGGCACCCCGCUGUAGUCUGUAAUGGACUGACCUGAGGUCUCUCUACAAACAAGCGUCUGCUGGAAGAGAGUAGGUGAGUUGUGUUUAGUCUCUUUGCUAAAGAAAUGAGUCAAAGUUAAAAAGAUGUUUGGUGUCUAGUACUAUGUCUGUGACCCUAUAUGUCCUGUUGAUGAAGUUAGGUGCUGUUCUGAGCAUUAUUUGUGGCUAUAGAGUGGCGUUUUGGUUGAGCGCGAUUGUCCUCUAUGUCUCCGAGUCUGGCCUUCAUUGUGGGGCUGUAGGAAAUCUAACUUUAUGUGAGUCUGACGUUUGGGUCCGAUUACUCGAGUAAUCGAUGGAAUAUUUGGUCGAAUACUUGAUUACUAAAAUAUUCGAUAGCUGCUCGUUUGAGUUUUGUUGACAGGUGGUAAAAGUAUGUAACUUUGUUUUUACAUACAGUACAGGCCAAAAGUUUGGACACACCUUCUCAUUCAAUGUCUUUUCUUUUUUUUUUAUAUGACUAUUUACAUUGUAGAUUGUCACUGAAGGCAUUAAAACUAUGAAUGAACACAUGUAGAAUUUUGUACUCAUAAAAAAAGUGUGAAAUAACCGAAAACAUGUUUUAUAUUCUAGUUUCUUUAAAAUAGCCACCCUUUGCUCUUGAUGACAGAAGUACCUUGUCAGGGUUACUUCAGGCACUCCUGUGAAGUAAAAACCAUUUCAGGUGACUACCUCAUGAAGCUCAUUGAGAGAACAGCUAAAGUUUGCAGCGCUAUCAAAAAAGCAAAGGGUGGCUACUUUGAGAAAUCUAAAAUAUAAAACAUGUUUUCAGUUAUUUCACACUUUUUUCUUAAGCACAUGAUUCCACAUGUGUUCAUUCAUAGUUUUGAGAAUCUACAAUUUAAAUAGUAAUGAAAACAAAGAAAAUGCAUUGAAUGAGAAGGUGUGUCCAAACUUUUGGCCUGUACUGUAUAAUGACCUUCAGAUAUGGAGGGUUAAAGAUGUGACUCGUGUUUGUCCGUCUGUCGCUCACCCUCUGAAUUUCUCUCUCUCUUGUUUUCAGGGAAAACUGAGGACACAUUUUGACAGACGACAUCCUUCUUUAUGGAUCCGAAACAGGAACAUUUGAACUGAGAACUCGUGUUUCAUACUCAGCUUGACGCAGCGCUCAGCAGAUCUCAGGAUGGCGAGCAGGAGGAAGUCCACCACCCCCUGCAUGGUCCCCCCGCAAGAAACCGUCGACUUGGAUCAAGAGAUGGAGGACGUCAGCGAGGAGGUGGAACAGGAGGACAGUAACGGCGUGGUGACCGUCUCCUCUGAGGUGUCCGGUUUGUCCGAGGAGUGUGAGGACGCGGAUGUGAGACCCCUGCCGGACCACUACCUUGACUCCAGCGCAGCAGAGGGAGGUUAUGAGUGCAAAUACUGCAGCUUCCAGACGUCAGACCUCAACCUUUUCACCAUGCAUGUGGACACAGAACACCCCGAUGUCGUCAUCAACACCUCCUACAUCUGCAUGGAGUGUGACUACCACACCAAGAGGUAACAAGACCGCUGUUCUGGGGGAGAGAGGGGGUUCAGAGUUAACCCAGACGCAACGUUUGUGAGAGACAGAUCUAGGGCUGGGCGAUAAGAAAAGUUUAUCAUGAUAUAUUUUUUUCACAUCAGUCGAUAUCGAUAAAUAUCAGGAUAUAAAAAAUGAAAUUUAACAGUGUUUAUUGGUCUCAUGUCUUUGUGUCUCUUUGGCGUUUUGUCGUAAGGCGUUGCUCUCGAGAAAGCAGACUGAAUGGUCGUCUGUUUCAGGCGCCAUGGGCUCCUCGCUCCUCUCGGGGUUUGUAACCUUUUGCGUUGCGCGUGCUCUGCGGCGUGGCGCUGCUUCAGGUGGUGAAAAAGAUUUGAGGUAUUCCCCGACCUUGUGAGAACAUGUACUCGACAUAAUUUACAGUCCACAUUACUCUGCUUCAUGUCCGACCUCCAAAAACCAAAAUACCUCCACACCACUGACGUUUUCCUAACGCCAGUGUUGUCGUUGACAUUGAUGUGGUCAUCUGUUGAGAACUGCUAUGGUUGGGUGUAGCUGCUGUCUGCUAAGACGCAGUUGUUUGAUACUUGGUUCUAAUUCAGAACAUGAUUGGUUCAGAGUGAAGCGAACCCGGAGCGACUCCCCUUUUCAUUGGCUAUUCGUAUAGUUUACCAAAACAUGGCAGAAUGAGGACUAUAGGAAAGAAUAUUAACCAUGUUUUAUAUUGAUUUUGAAGGAUUAAUUGUCGAUAUAUAUAAUUAUCGUUUUAUCGCCCACCUCUAGUCAGACCUGUACCUAUGAGUUCCUCUGCGUGCAACAAACAGGUUUUUGAUUUUGGUUGUCAUGGUCGCCUUUCACCUCAAGUCUGUGUUACUCAGUAUUUCACCAUGUAGUAUUAUUAAAUUUUUGGAUUUUGUCAAAUGUUAAAAAAUCAACUUAAUGAAAAUCUCAGAAUUUUAUAUCAUCAAUCAGCCGAGCCGCUCUCUAAUAAUCAGGAUCAAUAUCGACCUUUGAAAAUGGCGAUCAGCUGACCUCAAUAGUUCAAAGCGGACUGAUAAUUAAAUCCUUUGUUAUUUUUUUACAGAUAUAAACAGAAAAAAAACAAAAACAGUCUUUACAAUUACACGUCCUGGAGUUGGUUACUGCUCCAGGACGAAGAGAUGUUUUUGGAAAUUUGCCUUUUUUUUUUUUACUUCAUUUUUAUAAAAUUUUUAACCACAAUAAUACAGCGUUUACAUCUCAAUACAGAACACUUCUUUUCCUUUUGUAUUUUUACAAACAUCCUCAGAUAAUGUAAUUGAAUCAAAGAGAAUAAUCAGAGUGAUCCUCGCAAAUAAACAAUGUCCACAUUUAUAGGUCAGAGGCAGGAUGACAAUAUUUUCAUAUGGAUAAGAAGUUCUUACUAGGGCCCGACCGAUUUAUCGGCGAGCUGAUUAAAUUGGUUAAUUUAAGCCCGUUUGAGACUAAUUGGUAAUCGGCCAAAACUCGCCGAUUCUCAGGAGCUCUUCAGGUCACUCACAGAUCAGCUGUCGCCGCUCGUCUCUGGUUAUUGUUUCGGUUUUGACUCGUCUCUCUUUUCUUCCAGUUACGACACUCUGCUGGCUCACAACGCUCGACUCCACCCCGGCGAGGACAACUUCACGAGGACGAUGGUGAAGAGAAACAACGAGACCGUCUUCCAGCAGACGGUCAACGACCUCACCUUCGACGGCAGCUUCGUCAAAGUGGAAGACGACGAGGGCGAGGACUCGACGCGUAAAGGCAUCGCCCUCAGUAAGACCCCCAUCAUGAGGAUCAAAAGCCGCUCGGAGGCCAAGAAGUUCACCAAGAUGCCCGCAGACGAUGUCAUCAAGGUGGAGAGCGACGAAGACGAGGACGAUGAGAAUAAAGAGCCGCCCACGCUGUCUCCCGCCCCUAUGACCCCCACCCCCACCGCCGCCCCCCGCCUCCUCUCGGUGUCGGCGCCGCUGCAGGUCCCUCAAAGCAUCGUGGUCAACAGCCCCAACGUGCUGCAGAUCAAAGGCGGGUCGGGCGGCGGCGCCGUGCUGCCCCCUGGAACUCUGGCUCAGGUUCUGUCAGCUCUGCAGAACCAGCAGAACUGCACCCAGACACAGACCCAGCUCCUCAUCCCCAUCAGCAGCAUCCCCACCUACAACACGGCCAUGGACAACAACGUCCUGCUGGUCAGCGCGUACAACAGGUGAGCACACCUGAAGGGGGCGGGGCCUAACCUGGUCACAAAAACAUUUUCUAAUUCUGGUUCUCAUGAGUUUGAUGCUGCAGAAACGAUUUUUUAAAGUGACGGCUUAAAAAAAAAAAAAAAUCUCUUGAAAAUAAAAAAAAGGGAAAAUUUAUGAGUUUAAAUGAAUCAUUUUAAAAACUUUUAACCCUUUAAUGACUUUUGAUAAUUACUUUUAUAUACUUGAAAAAACACCUGAAUACAGUCAGAUAAAUGAUUAAAAUGUCCUCUUGUAGUUUAUCAGUUUUUAAAAACAUCUCAUGUAUCAAAUGAGAUAAAAAAAUAUAUAUAUUUGUUAAAUUUUAAGGACGUUUUGAUUAUUUUGGUUUUCAGUAGUAAAUGAAAUAAAUAUUUCAGCUCUAAAAGAAUUUAAAUUUUCUGGCCAUAAUUUGUGGUUUCAGGCGUUAAAGGGUUACAGGCAGAAAAAUAAAGAAGUAAUUGUUUGUUUUGAUGUUAAUUAGCGUCCAUACCUUCACAUUCGAACCCCUAAACAGAAGAAUAAAUAACUAAAAAAGAAGAAUAGUGAGCAGAUAUGAGCAGAAGAGGUUGAAGGACGUCACACUGAAACUCCUGCUGCUAAUUCAGACUCUCUGAACCUCCUCCUGUGUUAGCGUUCACACCGACCCCCUUAAAUCCUCUUUAUUAAUGUCAAGACUUUUAGACUUUGUCAGGAACCUCGAUUUCAACAAAAUGAAAAUAAAAAAAUUCAAUUGACUCAAUUAUAAAAUUCUCUUAUCAAAAUGAUGGCAUUUGUUGUGUUAGGAUCACUGUUGACCUGGUUAGAUCAAUAUCCAAUAAUCAGAGCAAAAACUGAAAUCAUGUUUACACUGACAGUCAGAUCCUCUUCAAUCAUGUGAGAUUUAGAAAAUUCUCAUUUUUCCUGCAUAAAAAACUAUUAUGAUCAAUAAUUUCAUGGAUAAUGAAGCCGAACAAGGUAACCUGGAGAUGAGAACCAAACUGGAUGAUAGAGAACUGUUUUUAAUUUACAGCUGAUUUAAGACACGGGUCAAAACUGACCUUUAACUUGGUGGGUGUGUAGUGAAAGCGAACACAGGAGGAAGGUUAAAGGUUAAAGGUUAAAGGUUCUCCUGUGACCUUCAGUAAGUUAAAACCUUAAAGACGUUGAUUUAUUUUGUUCAUGAGCUUUAAAAGUUGUUGAAUUUAUAAAACGAGAAACAUAGGAGCAGACUGAGUGACGUCUUUACACCGCUGUCAUUGUUGUUCUGUAUCUGAGACAGUUUUUUUAUAAAACUCAAACCCGUGUUUUUCCGUGUCCCUGCUGCAGGUUUCCGUACCCCUCGGUGUCAGAGAUCAUGGGUUUGUCGUCUCAGACCAAGUUCAGCGAGGAGCAGAUUAAAGUUUGGUUUUCCGCUCAGAGGCUGAAACACGGAGUCAGCUGGACGCCAGAGGAGGUCCGUGAUUCACGACACACUUUUGGAUUUUUACACCUCAUAUUUUCACAGAGCAGCUGAGGCGCACUGGGACCUGAUACGGAGCGAACGCCGAAAUCUAUCUGAUGAAUCAUCACGUAAAAUAACAUCCUGCUCAGCCUGUUAUUAAAUCUGACUUCAGCUGGUUAAAGAAAUCACAACUUCUUUGUUCAACGUGAAGUUUGGAGCCGUUUAUCACCUUUAAUUUCAUAUACUGGAUAACCUGGAGUUUCCUCGACAUUAAGUUCAGAGUAUGAUAGAGAGAAGAAGUCGAGGACGACAUGAGGAGAAAGAACAGUUUAAGAUUUCUGUGACUCUCAGAGGAAGUUUGUUUUUAGAAAAGGUCUGAUUUCGGUCGUUUGUCUCUGCAGGUGGAGGAGGCGAGGAGGAAGAAGUUUAACGGCACGGUGCAGACCGUCCCUCAGACCAUCACUGUCAUCCCUGCCAACAUCGCCGCCGCAACAAACGGCCUCCAGUCCAUCUUCCAGACCUGCCAGAUCGUCGGCCAGCCGGGGCUCGUUCUCACUCAGGUGGCCGGUAACGGCAGCGCCGUACCUGUCGCUUCCCCCAUCACCCUGACGGUCGCAGGCGUCCCCGGGAACCAGCCCAAGGCCGCCGAGCCCACGACGGCCGAGUCCAAGACGGAGCUGUCAGCGUCGUCUGUGAGCGCGGCGCUCAGUUUGGACUCAACGGCGUCCAAACCGAAGAAGUCCAAGGAGCAGCUGGCCGAGCUGAAGGCGAGCUACGGCAGGAGGCAGUUCGCCACGGAGGCGGAGAUCUCACGACUCAUGCAGGUCACCAAACUCUCCAAACGAGCAAUAAAGAAGUGGUUCAGUGACACGCGCUACAACCAGAGGAACUCCAAGGAUCAUCACGCCGUCCUGCUGAGCGAGAGCUUGUCCAGCAGACCUGCAGCGCCGCCGUCAGGAGGAAGAGGAGGAAGGAGCGGCGGCGGCAGCCUGAACGAGAGCAUCAGCAGUGAAAACACCACCGCCACCACCGCCACCAUCAUCAUCGACUCCAGCGACGACGCCAGUGACUCCUCCCCCACUUCUGCCAACGCCCCGGGGUCGUCAGGCUCCUGCAGCGACCUGAGGGUGAAGUUUCGUCACGCCUUCCCGGACUUCACGCCGCAGAAGUUCAAGGAGAAGACCCCGGAGCAGCUGCUCAUCCUGGAGGCCAGCUUCCAGAAGUCCGACACGCCGUCAGACGAGGAGCUGAGCCGACUGCGGGUGGAGACCAAGCUGACACGGCGAGAAGUGGACGCCUGGUUUACAGAGAGGCGGAAACUGCCCUUCGGAGCGCUGCUGAGCGACGAAGACGGCAAGGGGGACGGUGAGAAGGCGAAGGCAUCCGCUGUGCCUUCGUCUACAGCUGUGGAGCGGCAGACCACGCCGCCAUCUUCGAGGAAGGCGGUGAAGAAGACGCCAGAGCAGCUCCACAUCCUGAAGAAGGCCUUCGUCCGCACACAGUGGCCGACGGCGGAGGAGUACGACCAGAUGGCGGAGGAAAGCGGUCUGCCGAGGACGUACAUCGUCAACUGGUUUGGAGACACGCGCUACGCCUGCAAGAACAGCAGCCUGAAGUGGUACUACCUCUACCAGCGAGGGAAGGUCAGGACCCCCGUCACAGACAGACCUGCCCUCUGGGUCAAAGGGGGCGUGUCUUAAAACCUGAAUCUGUGAACAAAAAAAAGUCUAACCCGAUAAAUGUGAUUUUCUUUUUUUUAAAGGUGGACGAGGCGCUGAACGGAGGGGCGAAGAUCCAGAAGAAGUCCAGGAAGCGUUUCCGUGGUUGGUCCAGGAGAACACGUCGGCCAUAUCCCUGCAAACGCCCUCCACAGGGGGGCGCCACUGCCAUCAAGGUCUGUGUCUCACGGUCUCACGUUCGCUCAGUCGGAGUUUUCAACUUCUGCCGGAGAAGAACGUAAAAAACUCUCGACCCAACGCCAAAAAAACCCUCAAAUUUUCUCGCACAGGUCCGCCCUCGUUUCAGGGAUUCAGGAUAUGGUCACUCUAACAUUUGUCCUGUGUUUACAUAAACAUAAUCAUGUCAGACUUCAUGAUGUCUCUCAUAUUUGACUUCAUACCGACCAGAAUAAACGCUGUACAGAUAGUUUGUCGAUUAUUUUAGACUCUCGCUGAAGGUGGCGUUCGUCUGUUUCUGUUAUCAGAGACUCAAUAAAUCAAGAUUUAAUGAUGAAGAACAGUCGACUUUUUUAAAUCAAAGAAAGGCAUCGAUAAGGGAAUCGUUAAAGAAUUGAAUCGAUAACGGCAUCGAUAUCGAUAAAAUCUUAUCAAUUCCCAUCAAUAAGAUCUGAGCUGUAAAAUAUCUGAACACCCGUGAAAAUCCAGAUUAGUGGAUUUUAGAAAUAACAGAUCUGCAGACGGUAAAAACAGAGAUCUGAUGACCGGACCGUGAGGUGACGGCUGCUGUGAAUGAACCAAUCAGAGCUCAAGUUUAAGCUGAUUAAACAAACUUCAUUCGGUCUUUGGGCCAAAGAAAUCAGUCUUUGUUACUAAAGUCUUUGUCACGGCUCCCCCUGCAGGUGAAGUCCGGUAAGGCGUUCCUGAAGGAGUACUACCUCAAACACCGAGUCCUGAGCGAGAGAGACCUGGACGACCUGGUCACGAAGUCCAGCAUGAGCUACGAGCAGGUGAGGGACUGGUUCUCCGAGGCCGCCCGCAGGGUGGAGGAGGGGAAGGAGGCCUUCAGCGACGAGGACGCAGAGGCGGAGGCUGAGGUGGAGGGGGAGGAAGGGGAGGAAGAGGAGGAGGAGGAGGAGGAAGAAGAGGAGGAAGAGGAGGCGAUGGUAGCAGACGCAGCAGAAGAAGAAGAAGAAGAGCAGGCGGACAGCGAAGGAGAGAUGGAGGUGAAAGAACAAGGAGAAGACGAGGACUGCAACGAGGACGACAAAGAGGUGAAGCAGGAGGAAGAAGGAGAAGAGGAGGAGGAGGAGGAGGAGGAGGAGGAGGAGGAGGAGGAGCAGGAGGAAACCAUCCAGGAGGAGUCUGAAGGUGUCAGCCAAUCACAGCCUGAGGAGCAGACAUGAGCGGACAGGUGAGCCUCCUCGACUUUCCGGAACACUCAGUCAGAAGGUCUGAAAAAAUAAAUGAUUUAAAAAAUAAAAUCCCAAAAUAAAACAAUUACAAACCAGAAAGAUGAGAGUUUAGCCUCAUAAUCUGAGAUACUUUUAUUUUGAAAAGCCCAAAAUUAACCAUUACAAUCCAGAGAAACAUGAGAGUUUAUCCUCAUAAUCUGAGAUACUUUUAUUUUGAAAAUCCCCAAACCAUACAAUUACAAUUUCAAACCAGAAACAUGAGAGUUCAUCCUCAUAAUCUAAGAGACUUUUAUUUUGAAAAGCCCAAAAUCAUAUAAUUACAAUUACAAACCAGAGAAACAUGAGAGUUCAUCCUCAUAGUUUGAGACUUUUAUUUUGAAAAGCCUGCAGCUGUUAUCAGAGGAUGUUUUCGUUUCCAAACCUUUAAUGAGCCUCUUCUGUGGUAGUUCGCUUCUUUUGACAUUUACUUUGUCGGUUCUCUGCAGAUCCGACGUCCCGCCUCCUCAGACGGCGCCGACAGGGAGAAUCUGAUCAGUGUUUCUAAGCUGGUGGCUCUGGACCCAAAGAUGGCGGCAGGACGCUCAGACAGAGUCCCAGGUCCAGACGAGGCGCGGGGUUAGUUCGUUGGAGUCGACCUUUGGGUCCAGAUCAGCUGAGAAUCACUGAGUUCAUGAACUGAGGGACCAAGUGAAGGAGCAGGACGACUCCAGAGUAAGUCACCGCUCCGCUCCUGCACAGACAACAAGGCUUUUAUUUUGGUGGGAAUGACAGGGCUUUCAUUUUUGGCCUUUUUUGUCGUUUUUUUCUUACAAAAAAAAAAAAAAAAGAAGUUUUAAACUUUGUAUAAAGAAACAAAUCCAAAACCUUUUGAAGAGGUCAGACCUCGCAUGGAUUCAGAUCCACGUUUAAAAAAAAAAAGCAGAGUCAUGUGACUCACCUUCGUCUCCAGGGAACGUCGUCUCCUCCAAACUCAACAACAAAAAAGGUUUCUAAAACCAAACUGUCGCUUCGUUCGUGGAUCUGAACCUCCGAUUAGUGCCAUUCUGUUUAUAAGAGUUUGUUUAUUAUCUUCAGAAGAGUCCGCGCUCAUCCAACUUCUCAACCUUUUUGUAUUUUUUCAAGUGAUUUUAUCGAAGUCUCCGCAGGUGUGAAACACCACAAGGACUGAAUCCAUCAUACUGUUCUUCUUCUUCUUAUUACUACUAUUAUUAUUAUUAUUAUUCUGAUGACAUUAUGAGUUACUCUGAAUACAUCGGUGAUGAUUUCCAUGUUAGCAGACGUUUGGGUCCAUGUAGUUUCAACCUCAACAGUCAGUGAAUUUACCUCCAAACACUUCAGUCAUUUAAAGGAAAAAUCCACCGAAGAACGAGGCUGAGAUGAUCGAUCGAUUGGAGAGCGUUUCUCUGAGAUUUAAUCUGCUUUUACAGAAAACACUCAGGAUGGUUUUGAGAAGCUGUCGCGACACGGUUCAUCCAGCAGAGGGCGCUCAGACUUUCCUCUCAGCUCACAUCAGUGCCAAAUUCUGACAUAUUUAAUAUUUGUGAAGCGUUUUAUUUACCAGACAAUCAAAACAAACUCUAAAUAUCAACAAUCAGCAACAAAUUAAAGGAAAGAAGCAGAAAAUCACAUCAUUUAGAGAAAAAAGAGGAUCUUAUUUUAAACAGAGAAAAAUCUGUCUUUAGGGUUUUUGUAUUUAAAUGUUUUUAUUUGCGACAACGACAGACGGCUCAGCUGAUCAUCUUUUACUCUCUGCUUCAUUUGUGAGUUUAAAGCUUUGAAAGGCAUUCUGGGAAAUGUAGGAGGAAUCAGCCAUGAAAGAGUUUUACAGAAAUCUAAACAAAUCCUCCAAAACAGAAACCUGAGUGUUUUUUUUUUUUAGGUGGAUUUUUCCUUUAAUUUGAAGUGGAAACAGAAUAAAAAAAAAACACAUUUUUGGUGGUAACAUGAUGAAUUUGUUCUCACUUUUUUCACUCAUGGGUCUUUGUGAACAUUUCUCGGCAUUUAUGGACUUGAAAAGGAGACGAACCCGAAUCCUGUUUGUGUCCAAAAGCUAAAAAAAACAAACAAAAACAAAGAAGCCGUUUUGUGUGCUCUUCUUCAGGAAACAGGCAACUUUACCUCAGUCAGUUAAGCUACAAACUCGGUAAGAUUGUGACAUUUACACUUUACCACAGUUUCUUUAAUACUGUAUGCAUGAAAAACACGGUAACGGUUUUUAGAUGGCGCUUCGUUUUCUCUCCUCGCCACCAAAGUCAGUGAAUCACUUUAAGAAGAAAAAAAGAAAAGACGUAGUUAUUAUUAGUGCAUUUAUUUGCUCAAAUACGGGUGAACUAGUUCAAACAUUUCAGGUUUUUCCUCCAGAACUACAGAUACAGAUAUUUUGGGGACAGGAAACCACGAGCACUCGGUUCAGUUCCUGCGGGAACUUUUUAACUUUUUCAUACAUGGGGUCAAAAAAAAAAAAAAGAAAGCUUUGGUUUUUGCUUUUCUCGGCUGUCUCUUCCCGUGUGAAGCCAACGUUUUAGACUCUGUUAGCAUAUGCAAACGUCAGCGAACAAUCAGCAGGUGGAGCGGCGUCCAAUCAGAGUUGAUGUUUUUUAUUUGAAAUGAUUUCUGCAGCGAACGUGAGAUCUUUUUACGAGCUCUUUAACGACAAAUGUUCUGCCUUUCUGCCGUCUUUAAAUCGCUUUAAUAGCCAACAGUUUUUAGUAGUUAAUUUAUUUAUUAUUAUAUCUGGACUUCAUGGAUAUCUUUUUUUGUCUGCAAGCAAAGAAAUAAAAAGUAAGAAACUGAUUUCA
Messenger RNA from Xyrichtys novacula (pearly razorfish), 12426 nucleotides. The record is from the annotation of a GenBank genome assembly. Lineage: Eukaryota; Metazoa; Chordata; Actinopteri; Labriformes; Labridae.